UUCGUAGACCGCAGUCGCCAAGUGGCAUUGGUAUCGUCGUAAUUUUUUCAUAUAUAAAAUUAUUUACGAUAAAACUUUUUUUUUUUAAUAUAAAACGUGUAUUUUUUUUAUUUUUUUUCGUCUAAUUUAUCGGCUUUAAUUGUACAACAUCUUAAAGUUAAUCGUUCUAUAUGAAUUAGUUUUUAAAAACAAAAAAAAAUCAUAAAUAUUAAUUAAAAUUUAUUAGUUGACAUAGUGUAAGGUCAAUAAUUGACACUUUACAUUAUUUUGACAUUUAUCUUAUAUUAAUAAAACUAGGUUAACAUGUAUAAAUAUUCAACUAAAAAUGUUGCACAGUGAAAAUAAUAAAGUGAAUUAAAAAAAUAUAAUAAAAAAAAAAAUGGAGAUAAAAAGAGAAUUUGGAUAACGCGUGUAAGAUGAAGAGAUAAAUAUAUAUAUGAAAUAUAAUAAUAAAAAAAAAAAGAGUAAAAAAUAAGAGAGAAAAAAAAAGAGAGAGAGGAUCAACAGAGCGUGAUGAGGUUUAUGCUGAAUAAAAAUGAGUACCAUGACGCCAAUGGUUACUUAAACAAUAACAGUGAAAUAAUAAUAAAUAUAUUAUUGUUAAAUAAUAAUUAUUACAUAUUGAGUUUUAAAUUUGACAGGUGACUGUGUACAUUGUGAUGGUGAUAAACUGUCAAAAUAUAUAAAACGACCGGCGUCGUCAUUGACGUCGACGUCGUUCUCAUUUAUCGGUUUUUUAAAAAAAAAUUUUUUUUUUUUCAAUAGUUAUUUUUUUUACUCACGCAAAAAUAUUAUUAUUAUAUUUAUUGGUUUUUAAAUAUUUAUAAUAAUAAUAAUUAAUGAGAAAUAAAUAUUUUUUAAAUGAGAAAAACUUUUAGUAACGUGGCGGUGUGAUACGAACUGUGAUGGGAUAAGAGAAAUGGAGGGGAAUCGAUUCAACUUACGAGAGCACGUUGGAAAAGAGAAAUACUUCAACGAUGCGUUUCAAUUUGAUACUGUGUAUGCACUUUUUCUAUGUGCAUUGUUAUUUAAAUAAAAAAAAAAGAGUAAAAUAUUAGUUUUUUUUUUUUUUUUUUUUUUUAAUUAAUUGAUUUUUUUUUUAAUUAUGAUUAUUGCUAAAAGUUCAGUGUAAAUUAUAUGAAAAAUAAUAUUUAAAUUUUAACUAAAUUAUAUUGAGUUUAUUUGUUAUUUUUUUAUUUCAAUGGAGUUAUAAAAUGUGAAGUGUAAUAAACUGUGCCAAUUUAAAAAGUUAACGAAUAUUUUAAUAAUAUUUGUGAUUUUUGGAGUAAAAAGUUGAUUAAAGUAAAUUUUUAUAAUAAAAAAAGAAAAAAAAAAAUUUAAAACUUAACAAGUUGUUGAAGAAUGCUGAAGUUUUUGACGCACAAGCUGAGGACUCACUCACUUAAUGAGGAUCCAAACCAGGAAAAGACGGAUGAUGAUCAUGAUUCAGGCACUGAAUCAGAUGAUGAAUUUCAAGAUGGCAGUGCUAUUACCAACGAGCCCUCUAGUCGAAUGGAAAGUCCAGCAAGUCCAGGUGCAACAGACAGUGCAGUACCAUCUGAUACAGACUUUGGUGCACCAACAACGGCAUUUGGAUUUUUUCAACGUGAACCAAGUGAUGAUGUUGAUGAUGAAUUUGAAGGAUGUAUACAAAAAAAAACUUCAUUAUCAUUACCAUCAUCAUUAUCAUUAUUAUUAUCACCAUUAUCAUCAACGACAACAACGACAACAACGAUGACAAAAACAACAGCUGCCAUAGCAACAAUGUGUCUUCAAUCAUGUAAAUCAACAGACAUGUUAAUAAAUUAUAAUGAUCAUCAUAGUUCAGAAGAAGAACUUGAAGUUAUAAAUAGUCCAAAAAUAGUACCAUUACAAAGUUGUAGACCAGCAACAGCACCAGAAAAACGUAAAUGGUCACAAAUUAGUAAUAGUAAUAGUGGAAAAAGUUAUUGUAAUCAAAUUCAACAACAUAAAAUAGGUCAAAUUAAUCAACAAAUUAUACAAAAUCAACAAUCAAAUAAUGAUAAUUUUACAAUAAUUGGUACAUGUUCAGCACCACCAAGUAGAACUGGUAGAGAUCAAACUGGUUCUGGUUCAAGUGAUGAAGAGGUUAAUGGAUUACUUGGCAGUACAAAUGGAAGUUUAAUUUGUCAGCCAGUACAAUUUCGUACAUCACCACCAAUUGAUGUACAUAAACCAGGAAGAUCAUUAUCACCACCACCAAAACUUUUUCAUGCAUUAACACGAGAUACAAGACCACCACCAAGACCACGUUCAAGACCACGUCAUCAUCAACAUUUGUAUCAUCAUCAUCAUCACCAUCAUCACCAUCAUCAUCAUCGUCAUGAUGAUGAUGAUGAUGACAUUGACACAGAUGUUGAUACAAUGAGUGCAUGCAGUCCACGUAAACGACAUAGACCACCACAUCGACAACCAAGACCAUGUCUUGAUUUUGAAAAAAUGCAACAAUUAAAAGCACGUGCUGUUACUGCUUGGAGACACAAUGGUGAUCAUGGUAGUGAACUAUCUGUAUUUUGUUGGUGAGAAUGGUGAACCGGUGAGCAUAAAAUUAUGCAUCAUCGGCAAUCGGUACUGAAUACUUAUAUAUUAUCAAUAAUAUAUUAUAUCGCAAAAAUUAAGCGACUAACAUGACUGAAUCAAUUGAUGGGACAAAAUUCCUCCCAACGCCAUCUUGCUUCCACAAAGUAUAAAAUAAAAAAAAAACAAAACAAAAAUAAUAUAUAAACGAGGAAAAAUAAAAGAAAAAAAAAUGGAGAGAGAAGUUUUGGACAAAAUGAUGGUGAAAUCCGGUUCGCGAACCCCUGGGAAAAAAGUCUUUACCGAUUUUUCCGUGACAGGAUGAAAGAUAAGGACGUAAAAAAAAAGCCAUAUAAACCAGGAUAAAAAAUAAUAAUAAUAAAAUAAAUAUUUAUUCAUUAUUCAUGCAGUCUAUUCAUUCAGUUAACGAUGAAUACCUAGUAUUUUAAAACACGUCUGUGCGUAUUUAUCGAAGCUGCACACAGUCAAAAGCAAAAAACCAUAUACUUUUUUUUAUUUUAACGUCAAAAUGAAAUAGGGAGUAAAAGACAAAAGUGAAAGAUACAUAUACAUAGACUGCAUAAUGCAUUUUUUAACAAUGAUAAAUAAAAAAAAUAAAUAAAAAUAUAUAUGGAUUAUCGUUAUUUUUAAUUUAAAUAAUAUUUUUUUUAAUUUAUUUGAAUUUUAAUUUAAUUCAAUUAUGAAAAUAUUGGAUGGAAAAAUAAAAAAAUGAUAUAAUAUAUAUUUUUAAUUUAUUUAUUUUUACUUUUUUUUUUAAUUUUUUCAACCGUCCACAAUUUAAUUGAAGUAAAAAAAAUAAUAAUGAUAAUAGUAAUAAUGAUAAUUAAAUAAUUCAAUGAAUGAAGAAGGGGUUAAUUGGUGAACUGGUAGACACUGGAUAAAAUUAAUUUGAUAAGAUGAAAUAUUUAAAAAAAAUUGGUAUAUAUUAAUAUAUAUCUGUGUGUAAAUAAUUGUGAUUAUACAUGUGGAGAAUUCGCGGUUGCAAAAUAUAAUAUAACUAUGAUUAUAUAUGAAAUAUUAGGAUGUAAAUUUAAACCGGGCUCUUCGUGUAUUUCUAUGCAGAUAUAUAUGAAAGAAUUUCUGUAUAUAUUAAUAUUAUUCUAUAUGUAUAUGUAUAUGCACCAAAAAAAAAAAAAAAAAAACGUGAAUAUGAAACAUAAAAAAUAUUGUGAAAAUAUUUAACAGUAAGAUAAACAAUAAUCCUGAUUUGUUUUAUUAUGUUUUUUCUAAUGAAAAUUAGUCGAUUAAAACGAGCUAAAUUUAGUGGAUUAUCUCAAAAUCAAUACGUUUUUUUUUUUGUCAUAAUAAAAAUAAAUAAUUAGAUCAAGUUUUUGAUUAAAUUAUUAAUUAAAAAUAAUAAUAAAACUGGUAAUUAAUUUUUUCAAAACACAAAAAUACAAUAAAACAAAUUUAAAAUUACAAUUAAGAAAUAAUUAUUAUAAAAACAAUGAAUUUUUCAAUGUGAAGUUGAGCGUACGUUUAAAUUGUUAAAGCAAACAAUGCGUUAAUCUCUGUGCUUCUCUUUCCAUGAAUGAAAAAAAAAUAAAAAUUGGAAAAUUAUAUUAAAAUGAAAAAAUAUCUUGGUAUUGUGUGUGGGUAUGUCGUCGAUUGCAGGAAAGUAUGUCGAUUUAUAAAUGAAAGUGGGAAAUAAGUUUGAAAAUAAUUAUAUAAAUUUAAUAUUUAUUAUUUUUAUAAUUUCACGUUUAAAUAAUACACAAGUGUUUUGUUUUUUUUUUUCUUUUAUACAGUGAAAAACAAUUUUUUUAAUAUUGUAUUAUAAAAUAUUUAUCUGUAAUUAUAUUAUACGAAAUGAAAUGAAUGAAAAAGUAUUUUUUAACAUUAGCAAAUAAUAGAACCAAAAAAAUAAAAUAAAACAAAGAAUAUAUACUAUUAUAAAAUUUUUAAAGAUUUAAAUUUCUUUUUAAAAUGUCUAUAUGUUUCCAAUUUACAACUGAUUUUCAUCAAAAAAAACUUUCAUUUUACGACAUACAUCAAUAAUUUCCUGCUAGAAAUUGAUUUUUUCGCUCGACAAUUCCCUUUCCCUCGAUCCUACUGUUCCUGCAUCCUUAGCAACUAUACAUUAGUAAAUGUGACAAAAAAAAAAAAAAAA
This is a messenger RNA of Aphidius gifuensis, 4669 nucleotides long. RefSeq names its product protein CLEC16A homolog. Bases 1363 to 2544 code for a protein of 393 amino acids. Lineage: Eukaryota; Metazoa; Arthropoda; Insecta; Hymenoptera; Braconidae. The transcript has 5 exons. The record is from RefSeq and is a predicted model, not a curated record.